Molecule: messenger RNA, 7137 nt
Organism: Plasmodium gonderi
Lineage: Eukaryota; Apicomplexa; Aconoidasida; Haemosporida; Plasmodiidae
Exons: 10
Coding region: 1-7137 (2378 amino acids)
Biological process (GO): signal transduction
Cellular component (GO): cell surface
Source: RefSeq, a predicted model, not a curated record
AUGGGAAUAAAAUUUGUCAUAUUAAUGAACCUUGCAUUUAUAAGAUGGGAUACAGAAAUAUAUGAGCUUAUCAACAAGUUAGGUGGGGAGAAGAAAAUAAGGCAGCUGAGUGUUAAGUGCAAAGCUGGAGAAAUGCUAACACAUAAUUACAAAUGCGAGAAAUGCAAAAAGGGUUUUUACAACAUUUCUAGAGAUAACAAAAUAUGUUUACCGUGUCCUCUUGGCACCUUCAGCAACAAGCUAGGGUCUAUUGUAUGUAGAAAUUGUCCAGAUGGAUCUACCACAAAAAGCACGGGGUCAAAAGUAUCUCUUGACUGUGUCUGUAAUAAGGGAUUCAAGUUAGACACUAUUGUCGGUAGGUGCACAAAAUGUAAUAGUCUCGAAUCCUGUGAUGAUGAUGAUGAUGAAAAUGUUUGGUCAUAUAAAAAUAUGUGUAUGAAAGAAAGGGGAAAAGAAUACGCAGAAUUGUGCAAUAAAGUACGAACAAAUGAAGUGUAUAAUUUUCAAAUUUUAUGUUUUAAAAAAGGUGUUUGCUUGAAUGACAAAGGUAGAAGAAGUUGCUUAGAAGGGAAUAAACUAAUACAGUGUAAAAUUUGUGCAGAAAAUUUCAGACAAGACUUCAUAACCCCAGCAAAAAGUCCUUGUGUAUUUUGUAGUUUUGCAACUUAUGUAAUAGUGUUAUACUUCGUUGCACUUGCCCUUUUUAUUAACAUUUUAAUAGUCAAUUGUAUAAACAAUGAAAGAGAGAUAAGAAUAAUAAGAAUUUUUAUCAAAUAUAUGCAGUUUAUGUCUCUCCUCAGGUAUGUGAAUUCCAAUUAUAGUAAUUUCCUUUUACACGUCUUACAUUUCUUUACAAUUGGAAUUCCAUUGAACGAAAUUUUUGACUGUCUAUUCAUGAAGAUUAACUUUUUGUUAGUAUUACCACUUUUGCUUUUGGUAUUUUCCAUUUUAGGAACGGUUGUCCUUGUUCUUUUAAGAAAAGAGGGGGAAAACACAACAUCAUCUUUGGCAAGAAAUAAUAAACUUAAAGCAAAAGAGAAUUGGAAAUAUUUUAUGGAAUUUUUUAUUUUAUACCAUGAAUAUCUAUAUUUCGAAAUAAUGAGGCUAUGUAUUUUUUUUUAUUUUUGUAAUUAUGAUGAAUUUAGAAGAGGUAAUUUUUUAAUUAUAGAUGAUUCUUUAGAAUGUACAAAAAUGAAAAGUAAAUAUUUUAUAAAAAUAUGGAUAAUAGUAAUAUAUAACACGUUUGUUAAUUUUUUUCAUUAUUUUUUAUUUCCUUUGAAGAAAUAUGUAAAGGAAUAUGUUCCCAUUUUAGAUGCCUUGUGGGUAAUAAAAUUAAAAGUGAGUACUCUUAGUCCAUCAGAUGAUUUUUUUCUACUACUCUUUCUUAUUUUAUUUUAUAAACGUUUUUUUAACAAUAUAAAUAUAUCUCUAGAUUUUUAUUACAAGAAUGGUAUAUACAACAAUAAUAUUCACACGUUUCAGUUUGUUAUCAUUGUCCUUUUGUUUUUCCUUUAUAUUUUAAUCAUGUUUUUGUGUGUGUACGAAUAUAAUGAUUACACAGUUGAAGUGCAACCAAACGGAUAUACCAACAAGCAGCAUAUGAACAAUGGCGUGAAAUCACUUCAUGUUUAUGAAGAUGAAGAGGAAAGGGAAAAAAAAGAAAACAAAAUCAACAUCAUGGAGUUGCAUAAUAACAGAAUUCGUGAAGUAGAAAAGGAGGAAUUAAAAAAUGCAAACUUAGGUACUCAAAAUGAAGAAAUGUCUAAUGUACCACCUGAUAAUUCGCACACUAGGGAAGUGAUGCCAUAUGUUUCGUGUGAGGAAGAGGAAGAAGAAAAAAGAAAAAAAGAAGAAGGAUUAAAUAUGGAUAAAUGUAAAAGUCGAAAUGUAGAAAAGAAUGAAGAUCCAAAAUUCGAUGGAAAACAUUCUGAGAGCAAGAAUAAAAAAUAUUAUGUUGUCCAGAUUAAGGGGACACAUAAGCAAAUUCAUUGCAUUCCCCUAUUGGGUACUCAUAAAAUUGUAAGUUGGGUCUACAAAUGGAUGAGAAAAUCCGCCCCAAUUGAUAAAUUCUUUUAUUAUUUUUCUAUGUUCAUAUAUUUAACCAUUUUGUUGUCCUACUACACAUUUUUAUCCUAUGUACACACAAGAAAUUUACUUGACAUUUUAACAAUCAUUUGUGUCACUUGUAAUGGUUUGAUUUAUGCUACAAUUUCCAUGUUGUUCAUAAUAUUUGGAAGAGAAAGUUAUAUGAAGAAGGAAAAUAAGAAAUGGUUCACAGGUAGCUUUAUUAAAAAAAGAAUAGAAAAAAUGAAAGGGGUUAAUAUAUUCAGAAGAAGAAUGGGAAGAGGAACCAAAAUAGAAGAAAGAAAUGGUAGAAAUGUGAAAAUUUUCAAUGUAAGAAACAAUAAAAUAGAAGAACAAUAUGUUUCGAAAAAUGAAAAAAGGAGUAUAAAAUUAAUAAAUAAUAUAUUAAAAAACAGUACAAGUUUUAAGAUUCAUUUUGAGGAAAUAGAUCUAAAGUUAGAAGUUGGCAGUUAUGAUAAAGUUGAAGAAAAAAAAAAAUUUAUCAAAAGAUACAAAUUGUUAAAAAUAUCAAAAAAAUGGAUUUUAUUUUUGCAAAAUAUAUUGGAUUUAUCGGAUGAACCUGAAAAAUGUAUAUGUAUGUUAAUAAAUUUAACGUUAGACAAAGAAUUCCCAAGUUUGGACAUGGACACAUGUUUAAAAAUAUUAAAGAAAAAUCAUUUCGCUGGAAUGAAAAAUGUGGAAACCAUUUUGAAAAAUUUUCUUAAAUACACAAAUCAGUUUUUAUCCAUUUUGGAAAGAAAACAGAAAAGAAAAAAAAAGCAUGCAACUACAAACGGAAGUCUAGGCAGAAGCGGAAAGAACCAUGAUGAAAUGUCUAUCAUAUUUGCAUGGGGACUCGGAAUUUUAAGUUUUGGUAAUUUGCAAGAUAUCAAUUAUAAUAUUUCAACUAUUUUGUUUCAUGUUUCAAAUGUGCUAUCUAAAUGUAGAUAUAUGAAAUAUCUAAUCGAUUAUUAUUAUUUCAGAAAUAUACGCUAUUUUGGAAGUCUUCCAUUUUACAAUGUGGGAAAUUACUGCCUCACCAAUGAAACAAUAGCUUGGGGUACAGAUCCCAUUUGUACAUCCUUUAUUAAUAGUAUGUAUGAAUAUGAAUAUGAAGAGCAGGAAAACAAUAUUAAUGUAAUCGACACAGGGGUGGGCAAUCACUCUAUGAAAUUAGAAGUGAUAAGGAAAGACUACCAUUCUGGGAGAUGUAUAAAUGGGAGAAGUACUCAUAUCAGUGUGGAUGCAUCGAAACAACAAACACAUUUGAAAGAGAAGUUUGAAAAAAUGGAUCAAAAUGAUGAUUGCAAUAAUUACGACAAAUGUGACAUGUCUGAUAAAAUUAGGAAAAUGGAGAACCUUCAGGAGGAGCUACCUGUUUCGUUAAUAAACCGUUCCCAGAAUAACAUACCUCAAACCUGGUUCACCAAUGGGGGAAGAGGAAGAAGAUACAGGGAGACGAAAGGAGGGUUCCCAUUUGAAUAUGACCUUACACGUGUAUACGCAAGAGAACUUUGUAGAAUUUACAUACAUUGCUUAUUAGCCGAUGUGAGUGAGAUGUAUUUGAACAUAUACUAUACACAAGAGUGCGAAAAAUACUUACAGAAUGGGAUACUAAACCUAUGGGGUUGUCACAAAAGUGUGAAUUUGUAUAUGAAAAGGUACUAUAAACAUUUGGAAAAUUGUGCUGUAUUUGAAGGGAAUAUGAAUGUGAAUUGUUUAGAAGGGAAAAUCAAAUAUGAAGAUGGUAAUAAUAUGACUGGAAUAACUUUCAACAUAGAAGAUUAUUUAAGCAAAAGGGUUAUAGAAAUAGAUUUUUAUGGACAAUUUGAAUACCUAAGUUGUGACAUGAAAAAAUAUUUAAUUAAUUUAACUCAAGAAGGUGAUUAUUUGAAUAUAAAUGAAUUAACAAAAUUUUCAGAAGCGCAUGGUAACAAAUUAGAAGAGAAAGAGAAAAGAAAAAAAAAGGAAAGAGAAGAAGAGAAAAAAAAAAGAAAAAAAAAAAGUGAGGAAUUUUUCAAAAUUUUUACUAAUGCUUUACCUGUUAGUAUAGAAAAAUGUUGUUUGAAAUUUCUUGAUGAAAAUGAAUUUAAAGUGAUAGAAGAAGAAAAAAGGAAAAAAAGAAAUUUCAUAAUCUCAUGUGAAAACAUGGGGGAUGAAUAUUUUAAUAUACACGUUUUGAAAAAUUAUGAAGAAAAAAUAACUUAUUUCCAGAUAGACAGCUACGGUGGAGUCAUUUCGGUUAAGGGUGAAUUCGUGAGCAAGGGACAAACGUUUUCAAGUGUGUGUAAUAAUGAAAAAGAGAAGAGAAAAACAAACUCUGAGGUUGAAAGAGGAUACAAUACAAACUUGAGAAAAAAUGAAGAUGAUUAUUUAUUAACAGAAGAUGGUUUGGAAAUACUGAAUAAAAACAUGCACAGUUUUAUGAAUUAUGAUCGUGUGAGAGGUUCCCAAUUGGAAAUAUUUACCCAUAACUGUUAUGAGAACUAUGUAGGAAUUACAGGAGAUUUAAAGGGAAUGAAUUUUCGUGAUAAAAACUCAUUAGUAAUAGUGAAUCCGCCAAUUAUCAUACCAAAGGAAUGCACUAUAGAACUGUGGUUGUUUGUUAAUUCAAGGAAUGGAAAAACAAAUGGAAAUGAGAAAAACUUUCUCUUUUGUGACAUAAAAGGAAAUUCGCUAUUUGUUAUUGUGAGAAAGGGUGGAAAUAUUGAAGAUGUAGAAAUACAUAUAAGUGAUAAAAGAAAGUUAAGUAGUUAUUUUAAAAAAAUGAACACUAACACUGAUGAGAAGAAUGGAAAUGUAAAGGGAGAAAAAGUGCCAGCAAAAAAUGACAGUUGUAGUGUUUAUAUAAAAUGCAAGAAAAGUAGAAAAUGGAAUAAAAUUCACACUAUAGUGAAACAGGAUCAAUGGAAUUUAUUACAUCUAACGAAAUGUACUAAUGGACUAAUUUAUUAUAUAAAUGGAAAAUAUAUAAAUAGUAUUUCUAAUGAAAUAUUAAAUUUAGACAAUCAAUUUGAAAUGAGCAUAUUUGGAAACUCAUGUUUUGGAAAUAAUAACAUAGGAUUAUGUUCCUCUUUUAAAAUAUUCGAAUUUCUAAAUAAAGAAGAAAUAAAAAGAAGAUACAGAAUUAUAAAAAAUCUUAAAGGGAGAGAAAUAGUUGGUGACAACCUAUGUAUGGAAAUAAAAGAUGAUAUAAUAGAAGGUAUAGAUAUUAGAGAUAAAUGCAUGCAAAAUUGGGUAUUUUUCAUGUAUUUUUCUCAGUCACAAAAGGAAAAUACAAGGGUUCUUCCUGUUAUCAAUGACUCCAAUUACAAGGUGAGUGUAUAUCAAUUGCGCUUUGUUGUCUCCAAGUUUGCAGAUAAUAAUUUGCACAAGAGGCAAAAUGUUCCUUGGGUAGACAAAGGGGGAAUACGUGGCUGGCCAUACAGAAAUAAAGAGUUACAAGAGGAAAUGAAAAAAUUGGAAGGAAGAAACGAAGAGAAUAAGGAGGAUAAUAAAGAACUGUACAAGAGACAUGAAAAAAUAAUCCGCAUAGAUAAUAGAGAAGAAUAUGGGUACAAUGUAUACUUCAAAAAAGUGAAGAGAAAAAAGGAUGUACCGAAAAUAUAUGGAAUAGAUAUAUUUUCUGACUUACUUACAUAUGCAUGUGAUUUGUCAAAAUUUUAUAACUUAAUUUUAAAUCCGUCAUUAUCUAUAUAUAACGAAUUAGCAAAACCAUUUGGUUAUACCUUAUGUUUGUGGAUAUUUCUUCCAAUAGAAAAAAAUAUUUCCUUUUCUGCAUUAGUUAGUGGAGAAAAAGAUGCACAUAUUUGCAUAUUCAGUAACCAUAUGGUUAUAGGAUGUAUUGAGAAUUACAAAGGGGAAAAGAAAAAUGGGAUAACCUUUUAUCAUUCUUCUGGAUGUAGUAUCAAAAGCAUGAAAAGAGGUUGGUACUAUCUAACCGUUGUUGGUACUUUAAGGGGUCAAUUUUAUUUUAUAAAUGGCUUCUUCAAGGGAUAUCAUAAAUUUUGUUCUUUUGAUAAUAUAAAAUAUAUAGGGAAUAGUAGUUUAUUUAUAAAUCCAUUUCCAUAUAUUUCUUUCUUUAAAAUGGUAACAAAACCUUUAUCAGUGAAUGAAAUUAUGUAUGAAUAUUCAUGUCCUACUCAUAGCAAUUUGAACAGCUUUUACAGUUCCUCAUAUUUAUAUUUCCUUUUUGCAAAUUUGUUUACCGGUGUAUCCGAAAAUAAUAAUAGCAUUGUUACUCUGAGUGAUAAAUCUUCUCCUUCCACUGAUUUAGAAAAGGAACAAUAUGUCCAUUUUGAAAUUACAGAAUGUUGUAAUGUACAUAUUUAUCCAUAUCGAGAAAGGGAAAAUUACGAUUUUACUUUAUCUGUUACAUCUAUGGAAAAUAGAAAGUUAUAUUUUUUUAAUAAAAGAAAUUAUCAAAUUAACAAUUUGAAUAUACACUUGAAUGUUAUCAUAGUAUUACCUCAAUAUUGGACAAUUUUUGCCUUUGUUAAUUUGUCAUAUGUGAAUAAAUAUUCUUAUCAUUGUUUGGUGGGGGGAGAAAAUGGGAGUUCGCACAUUGCUAUUAAAGGUUCAGAUUUAUCUCUAGGAGUUUUAACAAAUUCGAGUGAAAAUUUUUUACAGAAGGAGGUAUUAGACGAAGUUUCAAAUGAGGAAAAAGCUAGUUAUUUGAGAAUGUAUUACUUUGGAAAUGACCAAAACAAAUCUACAACAAAUAGAAACAUUGAUUCAGAUAAUAUUAUUCUGUGCCCAACAAACCAAAGGAUGUACUACCAAAAAUUCAACACCUCAGGUUAUACUUUCCAGGGGGAACAAAAUAAGGAAAUUUUAUUAACAACCAGAUGCAGAAUAAAUGAACAGACCUUUUUUAUUAACUCUCACAAGGUGGGAGUGUGUAAAUCUUGUCUCAGCCCAAUAUCUUGUAUUGGAAAUUGCUUAUCUGUAAAUAAUGAAUAUUUGUCUCCCUUUGGUUUGUACAAAUUUGUAAGGAUUGUUUUUGAGGAUGUCACUGAUGAAAAUAUAGGCGCAUAUUACCAUUCCCUUCAUUUGUUGGAGGAACAAAGAUAA